AAAACUCUAAAGCUCUAUUACAUAAUAAAACAGAGUUACAGCAGCGGAGGGAAAUCCCUUCAAAUCAUCCCCAAAAGGUUACUUCUGCAAAAAAGCAAAAAGGAUAAAGCAACCGAGCAAGCAAUUCAAAUUUGCAGAACAGGCCCUGUUCCGAACAAUUUGAAUCUCCCAAACCGAGAAUGCACAGCCCUUCGGCCUUCGACGGGAGCUCGCUGGACUUCGCCGGAGGUGGCUGCAGCGGGUCCAUCGACUACUGCCGCACCAUUUCUGAAAUGUCCUGUUUUUCAGAGCAGAGCAGCUCCGGCGAGCUGUCGGCGAUGGCGUGGCCGGCGGAGAAGCUGAGGGUUCGAGCGAAGCCUGUGUUGGCCAAGGUGGGGAUGAAGCAGCAUGCCGAGUUGCUCGCCGGAGAAGAAGAAGGAGGAGGAGGAGGAGUGGCUGAGCUGAUGAAGGAGAGAUUCGCAAAGCUGCUGCUUGGAGAAGAUAUGUCUGGGAGCGGAAAGGGGGUUUGUAGUGCUGUGGCGAUCUCAAAUGCUAUUACUAAUCUCUAUGCUACUGUUUUUGGGCAAUUUGGGAGGUUGGAGCCAUUGGGAGAGGGGAAGAAGGCAAUGUGGAGGAGAGAGAUGGAAUGUCUUCUUUGUGUUUGUGAUUAUAUUGUGGAGUUCCAUCCCACCGUUCAAGGCUUGAAGGAUGGAUCCACUUUGGAGGUGAUGGCAACAAGGCCCAGAUCAGAUAUCUAUAUCAAUCUGCCUGCUUUGGAGAAAUUGGACACCAUGCUGCUUGAGAUACUGGAGAGUUUCGAGAAGACGGAGUUCUGGUACGUGGACGACGGGGAUCGAUCGCCGAGCGCGAACAUAUCGCGAUCAUUCCGGCGAGUCGUGAAGAGAAACGAGGAGAAGUGGUGGCGGCCCAUUCCCUGCCUCCCUUCAUACGGCCUCUCCGCCGCCUCCCGCAAGGAUCUCAAGCAGAAGCGAGACUGCGCCAACCAGAUCCACAAGGCCGCCAUCGCCAUCAAUAAUGGCGUCCUCGCCGAGAUGGACGUCCCUGAUUCCUUCAUCGCUUCCCUGCCCAAGAGCGGUCGAGUAGGGAUAGGAGACGCCGCCUACCGCCACCUAACCGCCGCCGACCAACUCUCCUCCGAUUACAUUCUCGACUGCCUCAACAUAUCGAACGAGCACGAGGCGCUCGAGAUGGCCGACCGCAUCGAAGCCUCCAUGCAUGUGUGGCGGCGCAAGGCGAACUCCGCCACCUCCGGAGGCGGCGCCGCAGCCGGAAAUAGGUCCUCAUGGGAAAUGAUGAAGGAUUUCAUGGUGGAUUUGGACAAGAAUGCAAUGUUGGCGAGCAGAGCUCGCAGCCUCCUGUUGAGCUUGAAACAGAGGUAUCCCAGCUUGUCUCAGACGACGCUGGAUUCUAUGAAGAUUCAGUAUAAUAAGGAUUUGGGCCAAGCGAUAUUGGAGAGUUAUUCGAGAGUACUAGAGAGCUUCGCAUUCAACCUCGUCUCUUACAUCGACGACGUGCUCUACAUUGAUGAAUCCGUUAAGAAACGGUAAAACUGC
Messenger RNA from Phalaenopsis equestris, 1553 nucleotides. Its product is annotated as rop guanine nucleotide exchange factor 3-like. The transcript is spliced from 6 exons. Bases 180 to 1547 code for a protein of 455 amino acids. Lineage: Eukaryota; Viridiplantae; Streptophyta; Magnoliopsida; Asparagales; Orchidaceae. Gene Ontology annotation, molecular function: guanyl-nucleotide exchange factor activity. The record is from RefSeq and is a predicted model, not a curated record.